AGCCCAAAGAGCUUGGAAUCACCCCCGCCGGAGUUCACCGGACUUUUCACCAAAAGAGCUUGGAUCUUUGGCUCGAGGCUUGGAAAAUGGGUUCCGUCGUUCUUCCGCAUCUGAGGACCGGAUGGCAUGUCGACCAGGCGAUCUUGAGCGAGGAGGACCGGCUCGUCGUCAUUCGGUUCGGACGCGAUCACGACUCAGAUUGCAUGCGCCAGGAUGAGGUUCUUUACAAGAUCGCGGAUAAGGUCAAGAAUUUCGCGGUAAUCUACCUCUGCGAUCUCGACGAAGUACCCGACUUCAAGGCCAUGUACGAGCUCUACGAUGCGUGCACGGUCAUGUUCUUCUUCAGGAACAAACAUAUGAUGUGCGAUUUCGGCACCGGUAACAACAACAAGCUAAACUGGGUCCUUGAGGAUAAGCAGGAGCUCAUUGACAUCAUCGAGACCAUCUAUCGGGGUGCGAAGAAGGGACGCGGCUUGGUGGUCAGCCCGAAGGACUAUUCGACGAGGUAUCGAUAUUGAGCGGCCUGUCCAUGCGUGCCAAUGUCUGCUGGUAUCUGCAUGUCUACUGCUUAUAUGUUCGGUCAUGGAUGAGUUCGAAGACGGCGU
Molecule: messenger RNA, 605 nt
Organism: Trematosphaeria pertusa
Lineage: Eukaryota; Fungi; Ascomycota; Dothideomycetes; Pleosporales; Trematosphaeriaceae
Product: 4A/4B type thioredoxin-like protein
Exons: 3
Coding region: 87-518 (143 amino acids)
Biological process (GO): mRNA splicing, via spliceosome
Cellular component (GO): spliceosomal complex; U4/U6 x U5 tri-snRNP complex; U5 snRNP
Source: RefSeq, a predicted model, not a curated record